Molecule: messenger RNA, 1167 nt
Organism: Phaedon cochleariae (mustard beetle)
Lineage: Eukaryota; Metazoa; Arthropoda; Insecta; Coleoptera; Chrysomelidae
Source: the annotation of a GenBank genome assembly
AUGGCUGAAUCAUUGGAAAUUCAAAAUGCCUUGCUAUCAAUGAAGUGCUGCCUGUGCAACCAAGUUUUAUCAGUCCCCCCCAUAAUAUCGAUUUCCGAAGAUGGAAAACAACUGAAGUGUGGAAGGUGCAAGAAUGUCGAAAAACCAUUUUGCGCUAGAAAUUUUGCUCUCGAGAACAUCUCGCAGUUUCUCUCAUUCCCUUGCAUCUACGAGAAUUGCGAUCAGAUGAUCCCGUGGAAAGAAGUGGUAGACCAUGAAGACUUUCUUUGUGCCAACAAGACUAUAAAGUGUCCAAUUUAUUACGAAUGUGAUGACGACAUUGUUGAGAUGCGAACCUUCGAAGAACACAUGAAUGAUAAACAUCCAGGGCAUUUUUUCUUGAAGACUUUGGAAGAUACACUACCUUCAAAUGAUGCUUGUAUUUAUGUUGUUAAAGACUGCAUUCGAUAUUUUUUCGUGUCGGUUACACAUAGUUCUACGACACUAGACAUAUAUUUCGCUGGUUUAAAUAAAAUCAAUAUAUUAUUCGCAUACGAAUUGAAAUUGUCCAGCAUCCACGAUGACGCUUAUUCUGUCACAAUUGAAAAUCAGCCAAUUAAUAACUAUGAUGAGAGGGAUCAUUGUUUCAAAUGCAUCGAUGAAAAAUGCGAUCUGAUACAUCAUCCGCAUUCGAGGGUGAAUGGAAAUGUCCCUGUCAACGUAACUUGCAACAAGAUUGAUCUAACUCACAUUAAACCUCUUUUUGGUGAUGAUUCUGAGAUCAAGUUCAGCAUGAAAAUCGUUCCAAAUGACUUUGAAAGGUGUAUUAAUAAGCUUGUUGAUGGAAAUAGGAUAGGAAAAACAGUGAGAAAAAUUGAUCCAACCGUUGUUGAACAAUGUGUUGAUCUCUUGAGAGAGCAGUUGAAGUGCUCUGUCUGCAUGGACUAUAUGACUCUGAAUAUUUAUAAUUGUCAAAAGGGGCAUGUAGUAUGCAAUAUGUGUAGAACUGAACAUUCUGAGUGCACUUCCUGUCAAACAAGAAUUAGAAAAUCUAGAAAUCUUCCGUUACAAAAAUUGGCUGAUGAAAUAGUGCUCACUUGCCUUUUCUCAAAAAAUGGCUGCGAGUUCACUGGAAAAUUGGUCUUACUGUCUGAACACGAGGAAAAUUGUAAACAUAAUAUUAUGUAG